Xylona heveae TC161 is the source of this 1791-nucleotide messenger RNA. RefSeq names its product peptide transport protein PTR2. The coding region runs from base 1 to 1791 and encodes 596 amino acids. Gene Ontology annotation, cellular component: fungal-type vacuole; plasma membrane. Gene Ontology annotation, biological process: transmembrane transport; oligopeptide transport. NCBI's taxonomy places the organism in Eukaryota, Fungi, Ascomycota, Xylonomycetes, Xylonales, Xylonaceae. Gene Ontology annotation, molecular function: dipeptide transmembrane transporter activity; tripeptide transmembrane transporter activity. The transcript has 3 exons. The record is from RefSeq and is a predicted model, not a curated record.
AUGACGGAACGGGUGAGUGAUAUGGCAAAGAUGCAUGCCACCGAGGUUCAACCUCGGAAGGGCAGCAUGCAAGAUAUGGCUGGCGGUACUGAAGUUGGUCCCAUCAACACUGCUCCCGCAUACGCCGAACCGAGCAUGGAAGGCAGCAUUGGCAGCAUGCCACUCGAUGGAGAGGAGCCUACAGAGGAAGAAAAGGCCACUUUACGCCACGUCGCCGACAAGCUGCCAAAGGCUGCCUUCUUGGUGUCUUUUGUUGAGCUUUGCGAGCGUUUCGCCUACUAUGGAUUGUCUGGACCUUUCCAGAAUUACAUUCAAAACAAAGUUCAUGAUCCCAGCGGUGUGCCUGGUGUUCUCGGCAUGGGACAGACUGCAGCUACAGGACUAACCAACUACUUCCAAUUCUGGUGCUAUUUGACACCAAUUAUUGGCGCCAUUGUUGCUGACCAGUACUUGGGUCGAUAUAAUGCAAUUCUUCUCUUUUCCGUUAUCUACACCAUCGGUCUUCUUAUUCUGGUCACCACUGCAAUCCCCUCGGCAAUUGCGGCAGGAGCGUCAAAGGCAGGUCUUAUUGUCGCCAUGACCGUGAUUGGUUUGGGAACGGGUGGUAUCAAAUCCAACGUCAGCCCGUUGAUUGCCGACCAGUACAAGGCUUCCAAGCAAUAUGUCAAGACGCUGAAGAGUGGAGAGCGCGUCAUUGUUGACCCCGGUGUCACGAUUCAGCGCAUCUACAUGAUCUUCUACCUUUGCAUCAACGUUGGAUCUCUCUCCGCCAUUGCCACUACGGAAAUGGAGCACCACAUUGGUUUCUGGUGGGCGUAUCUUUUGCCCAUGAUCAUGUUCAUCAUUGGCUUCGUCUUUAUCGCCGUCAGUAAGCCAUUCUACACCAUCCGCCCGCCAACUGGAUCGGUCAUUCCUCAUGCCUUCAAGGUCAUGUGGAUUGGCUUGACGCACAAGGGUGACCUCAACGCUGCCAAGCCGACCUACCGCGAGGAGUAUGGAGGCAGCUACUCGACCCCCUGGAAUGACAGCUUCGUCGACGAAAUGCGCGUCGCCCUUCAGGCAUGCAAGGUCUUCGUCUUUUACCCCGUGUACUGGGUCGUCUACACUCAGAUGUUGAAUAACUUUAUCUCACAAGCUGGUACCAUGGAACUGCACGGCAUUCCCAACGAUCUCAUGCAGAACAUUGACCCCAUUACCAUCAUCAUCUUCAUUCCCAUCUGCGAUCGCCUCGUCUAUCCUCUUCUCCGCAAGGUUGGCAUCAAGUUCAAGCCCAUUACUCGUAUCACCGCCGGAUUCAUGUUUGGCGCUCUUUCCAUGGCCUACGCUGCCAUUGUUCAGCACCUCAUCUACAGCGCUGGCCCGUGCUAUAAGGCCCCGCUUGCCUGCGACGCCAGCCAAGGCGGCGUCAUUCCCAACCACAUCCACGUCGCUGUCCAAACCCCGGCCUACCUCUUCAUUGGUCUCUCUGAAAUCUUCGCCUCCAUUACCGGUCUCGAGUACGCCUACACCAAGGCGCCCCCGACCAUGAAGUCCUUUAUCAUGGCCAUGUUCCUCCUCACCUCUGCCUUUGGCUCCGCCCUCGCCAUUGCUCUCUCCCCAACCGCCGUCGACCCCAAGCUCCUCUGGAUGUACAUUGGUCUCGCCAUUGCUUGCUUCAUCGCCGGUAUCCUCUUCUGGUUCAUCUACUCCCCACUCAACGCGACUGAGGACGAAAUGAAUGAGACGGGCGCUGGCGCUCUUGAAGAGAAGGAGGAUCCUGCCCUCACGUAUAGCAUCGAGGACAAGGCUUAG